Molecule: messenger RNA, 786 nt
Organism: Rhodofomes roseus
Lineage: Eukaryota; Fungi; Basidiomycota; Agaricomycetes; Polyporales; Fomitopsidaceae
Product: tropomyosin
Exons: 4
Coding region: 80-565 (161 amino acids)
Biological process (GO): actin filament organization; mitotic cytokinesis
Cellular component (GO): actin filament; actomyosin contractile ring
Molecular function (GO): actin filament binding
Source: RefSeq, a predicted model, not a curated record
GCCAAACCAGGCGCGACACUGCCGCCGAACAGCCAUACGAUCCGUCCAACCAUCUUGACCACCCGCACGACCCACAGCCAUGGAGAGAAUCAAAGAGCGCCUCCAAUCCCUCCGCCAGGAGGCCGACGCUGCGGUUGCUCGCGCCGAGGAGGCAGAAGCCAAGAACAAGAAGUACGAGCAGGAGUUGCUGGAGAAGGAGCAGGAGAUCGUGUCGCUGCAGCACAAGUUGUCAGUGAUGGACGGCGAUCUCGAGAAGGCGGAGACGAGGCUCGCUGAUGCGAAGGCUGCGCAGGCGGAGGGCGACCAGAGCAAGACGAUCAGCGAGGGUCUGCAGAGGAAGAUCCAGUUGCUCGAGGAGGAGCUCGACGCGGCGGACAAGAACCUCAAGGACGCGAUGGAGAAGCUGCGGCAGGUGGAUGUCAAGGCGGAGCACUUCGAGCGUCAGGUCCAGCGGCUGGAGCAGGAGCGCGACCAGUGGGAGAAGAAGUACGAGGAAGCUCAAGCAAAGUACCGCGAGUCCAAAGCCGAGCUGGACGAACUGGUUGCCAACAUGGAGGGGCUCUAAUCGGUUUAUUGCCUUCCAACGCUGUGUCCAUUCCGUCUCCGUCACCGAACUACGUGCCGGCCUCCUGCUCCUACUUCGCUCGCUGCUUACGGGCGCGAUGCCUCACGAUCAUAUACACUCACCUACCUUACAAUCUGGGUCUCAUCGCCGAUGUCCUCGUAUUAUAUGCAUGAAUCGAACUAAAGCAAGUCGAAAUCGGGUAUGAUCCAGUGCGCUGAUUA